AUGGCGCUGCAUCGCGCCCUUGGGGAGAUCUUUCAGAGCAUUCGGGAGUGCUCUCAGGAAGGCGAGCUAAUCGCAUGCGCCGACGGGUACGAACGUCUAUGCUUUCCGGUGUUGUCGGGUUGGAUCGCUGAUCAACCUGAGUAUUCAAACUUACAAAAUAUUAGUACUAGCUCUUGUCCAAGAUGCGAGGUGGAAUUCCACAGUCUUGGGAGCACUCGCCGGAGCCCUACGCGCGAUCACGAGGAUUACCGGGAGAGGGUAAAGCUAUUCAGGGAGAACCCGGGAAACCUGGGACCGGUGGAAUACCUUGUCGCGAGAUCAGUAAAGACACUCUUCAAUGCUUUCUGGGGUAUGCCGAGGGUUAAUCCAUACGAUCUCAACAAACCGGACAUUCUGCACAAUAUCUACCUAGGGAUGUUGAAGCACAUGAUGGAGUGGGUUCAGGCUUUCUUGAAGAAGCACAAUCGAUUGGAGGAAUUUGACAAGGCUUGGGCCUCGAUUGCGCCUUACCCUGGACUGGCAGUACCGAACAAGGCAUAUCGUGCCACAACCCAAUGGCAAGGGAAGGAGAUGAGAAAUCUGGGGCGGGUCGUUCUUGGAGCACUCGCGGCUGCUUUGAGAAACCCGGGGGUGGCUGUCAGGGGCGACUUCGCAAAGGCAUUGAAAUGUGUACGAGGCUUAAUCGACUUCCACUUAAUGGCGCAGUAUGGGAGUCAUACGACGAGCACACUGAAUUAUUUGGAGAGCUAUCUCGAGGAUUUCCAUAAGCACAAGGAUAUCUUUUUAGAAUUCCGGGCGUACAAGAGGACGGUUAAGGAUGCGAGAGAUCGGACAAAAGCUGUGAAGACCUCAGGCUCCCAGAGCGCUCAGCGAGGUUUGGAGGAGAUUCGCGAGAUACGGGAAAGGUCUCACUUCAACUUCAUCUAA
Morchella importuna is the source of this 927-nucleotide messenger RNA. RefSeq lists its product as uncharacterized. Lineage: Eukaryota; Fungi; Ascomycota; Pezizomycetes; Pezizales; Morchellaceae. The record is from RefSeq and is a predicted model, not a curated record. The transcript has a single exon. Bases 1 to 927 code for a protein of 308 amino acids.